This is a messenger RNA of Hypomesus transpacificus, 1358 nucleotides long. RefSeq lists its product as uncharacterized. Bases 305 to 955 code for a protein of 216 amino acids. Lineage: Eukaryota; Metazoa; Chordata; Actinopteri; Osmeriformes; Osmeridae. The record is from RefSeq and is a predicted model, not a curated record. The transcript is spliced from 5 exons.
GUACAGCCCACAACUCUUUGAACUCGUUGAAACCCAUGGUGCAGGACAUGUCUCUCUACAGGAAGUACUUUGGUUGAGGAAAAAACGAAAGAAGUUAAGACACCAUGGUAUCCUUAAUACUAUACCAAUUGUGUGGACUUCCUGUCAAAACAGGAAGCCCUUAAUCGUAUGUCACCAAAAUGCUGUGUUUGGACUCAAAGCAUCCAUGCGGACAACUGCAGUGCUCUACUCUGGUGCUUAGGAGUACCUGGCUCUCUCAUUCAUAGCAAGACUGUCAUUAGUGGCUUUGGGCACAGCUUGCCCGAUGUACGGACAAACCCAACAUAGAAGGACCUCGUAUUGCCACCAUAGGCACUUGAGCACACUUGGCACUGCUAUUCUGAGUCAAUGGAAGGAUGAGGACGAGGAGGAAGAAGAGCAUGUUACAUGGUCCGCAGAACAUUCCACUUUUAGUUGCUGUUCCAGAGGGUGCCAUGAUGUCCCAAAUUACAUAAUUCCAGAAAGCUCUCAGGAUGAGAGUAGCUGGCAAUGGACUGUCACUGACUCUCCAUCGGUGACUUUCCAUCAUCAGAUAGUAAAUACCCAGAACCAACUUGAUAUAGGGCAGGAAAUUAGCGGAAUAUGGAUGGUUGACAAUCCCCCACACCAGCCUGUGACUUGUAUUGAUAGGGGAAACUCCUUUUAUCACUCGUUUAACAAUUCUUUCGAGGACCAAGGAGUACAGGGUUAUGGCUGUGUGUGUUUUCCCGGACCAAGUCUGCCUGGAAGGUGGGGAGGUUACCCUCUUUUCAGUCAUGGACUGAGGAAGACAUUUGUUGUUGGACUUGAGGUGGAUAUUGUUGAAGAGGUAGCCUUCGAAGACACAAAAACGCUUGAAGUAAUGCCAGAUGGAAUGCUUCCUACUGAUAUAGAGGAACCCAUUUUAGUGCACAGUGACCAAUUGUUCCUUUCAUAAACCAGCAUCCAAUCACAAAUUAAAAUGACUUAGAUUUUCUUGCCUUGUAGUAUGUUUACCUGCAUAUUAUGCUAUUUUAUCAAUUGGACAUCAAGUUGUUCAAAUGUCACUUAGUAAUGAUCUUUUAAAGGGGCAAUUGACUGCAAAACCGAUUUUACCUUGUCAUUGUUGAAAAACGACAGUUCGGAGGGUUAACUGAACAUACCGUGAAUAUCAAAGUCCAUUGACACCUCUUUCCUAUUCAAAUCUCAAAAAGAAAAAAUGUUGGUGUAAAACGCUAGCUUUUCAACAAAGCCACCGGUCCUACGUAGGACCGGUGAUCGCCCUCUUAUUGGUUCUGGUCUGUAUCUUUGUCACGCCCCAGAAUUUACAUCCAGACCAGCCAGAGGUAGCGUCUAUCUCC